This is a messenger RNA of Aspergillus terreus NIH2624, 900 nucleotides long. RefSeq names its product SDR family NAD(P)-dependent oxidoreductase. Bases 1 to 900 code for a protein of 299 amino acids. NCBI's taxonomy places the organism in Eukaryota, Fungi, Ascomycota, Eurotiomycetes, Eurotiales, Aspergillaceae. The transcript has 2 exons. The record is from RefSeq and is a predicted model, not a curated record.
AUGUCCCAUCUCCAAUCCUCCCAGCUCUUCUCUGUCCAGGGCCUGGUCGUCGUCCUCACGGGGGGAGGAAGCGGCCUGGGCCGGAUCAUGGCCUCCGCUCUGGCCACCAACGGCGCAUCCAAGAUCUUCAUCCUGGGCCGCCGUGAGGAAGCUCUGCAGGAGACUGCCGCGUUGAAGCCCGGCACGAUCAUCCCCGUCCGCGCCGACGUCUCCUCCAAGGACUCGCUCGAGGCCGCCUACAAGGCCAUCGCCGCGCAGACCGACCAUGUCGAUCUCCUGAUCGCGAAUAGCGGCAUCCUCGGCCCAUCGGGGAAGAAGCCCACGAACGCCGAUGGAUCUCCGGCGACAUUGUCGCAGAUCCGCGACCAUCUCUGGUCUGUCCCGAUGGAGGAGUUCAACAAGACGCUCGAUGUCAACGUGACGGGCGCCUUCUAUACCGUUCUCGCGUUCUUACCACUCCUCGAGGCCGCAAACAAGCGUCGGGCGGCCCCGCAGAAGAACGUCAUGUCCCCGCCAUUGGCGCAGGUCAUCAUCACCACUUCAAUCGCCGGGUUCAGCCGACUGGUGCCGUUCAGCAUGGCGUAUAACCUGUCCAAGGCGGCGGCCAACCAGCUGGUCAAGAUCUUGUCAACUUAUUUGGCCCCUCACGACAUCCGCGUGAACGGAAUUGCUCCGGGGUUGUAUCGCUCUGAUAUGUCCCAGAGUAACUUCCAGGAGGAUGACCAGGGUAUCUCGGAUGGGUCAUUCCCCAGGGAAAUGAUCCCUGCGACCCGGGGCGGCAGCGAGGAGGAUAUGGCCGGCCUGGUGCUCUUUAUGGCCAGUGCUUCGGGUGGAUAUUUGAAUGGGAACAUUAUGGUGACUGACGGGGGUCGGCUGACCCAGUUGCCGUGCACGUAUUAG